ACUGGACUUUCUUCCUGUCUUCACGUCUUGAGCCAUAAAGCGUUUUAUAUGUCUUACAAAACUUUAAAAAACUAAAAUGACAGAGGAAAGAAAUUUCCGACAGUAUUAUUAUAAAAAGUGUGGAUUUCGUCUGGAAGAUGAGGUGGAAGAAAAAAAAUCUGUUGAGAUUCUGAGCUUGUUAAAAGAACCGUUUUUAGAUGCCGAUAAAUUGAGACAUUUCUGUCUACGUUUCUCUCUUCCGGCUAUGUACAGAUUGAUGGUUUGGAAAGUUCUCCUAGGAAUUUUACCAACAAGUCAAGAUUCACAUAAAUUUGUAACAGAUCAGAGAAAUCAACAGUAUAAAGAUAUCCACCAUGGUUUAACGGUUUUACGUAGAAUCUCUAGUCAAACACCGGAAGAAGAAAUUCUCUUCAAGAUGUAUCUUUUAGACCAGGGUUGUCUCCCCUUUGAGGAAACUAAUAUGAGACGUGAUCCAAGAUAUAGUGGGUUUUUAUCAAUAGCCCGAGGGGUGUGUAGUUUAACGGAUGAUAGAAUAGAACAAUACUGGAUCUCCACCAAAUUCUUCUCCUAUUUUCAUCAGUUAGACGAAGAUUUCCAAUCAAUGGUUGAUAAAACUGUGAUCUGUUUAAAAAAAGAAGACUGUGAUUUAAAGUUAUUCCAUCAUUUGGAGCAGAAUAAUGUAUUAGAUUAUCUCCCUUUAAUAGACUGGUUUCGAGGUUGUUUUGGUGAUGUCUUACCAGAAACAUCAUUUGAAAGGAUCUGGGAUAAAGUGAUUGGUGGAUCUCUGACUAUUUUAAUCUAUGUUGCUGUUUCUAUUUUUCUCACCUUUAAAAGACCGUUAUUAAGUAUGAACAAUACAGAUGAUAUGAUCACAUAUCUUAAAAAGAUACCAACAGACUGUGGUGAUAGAGUGGUCAACGAUGCCCUGGAAACGUGGCAGAAAAAUGGUGGUUAUUUAAUCCAACCAGACACAGACAUACAUUUAGAUAAAUCAUUAUGAUAAAUAUAUCUUACCAACAGUUCGCAGAAAUUUCUGUUUUUACCUGUCUCGAGAUGACACAAACAACAUCAUAGGUGAAACAUGAAAGUAUUUAUUUAAUUAAUUCAACUUGUGAAGUUGUUUUGAGAUGGAUACUUACUCCAUUUGAAAAAUGUUACUUGUGUAAACUGGAUUGAAUGUAGAUAUACACAUUGUCCAGGAUAACAUAUACAUGUGUAGCAACAUCAUUUUCAAUAAUUGCUCUCAGUUUUAACGACGUGUAUAACAGUGUUGGUUGACUCUGAAUCUUAAUACAGUCCUAUUAACAACCAGCUAAACAAUCCUAAGUUUGAAAAAAACAUCCUGAAAUACAAGCUACUUAUAGAAGAACAAUUACUGAGUUAUUAACAUGCAACAUUUUGACGAAGCCACAGUGACUCACAGAGUAAGGCAUUGGCUCGCUAACAUGGAAGUCACCUGUUCCUUCGCUGCGUUGGCCGAGAAAGUUCAUCAGGAUUUUCCAGCGUGGUUCCAACUUGCCAGUGAUGCAGGACAGAGGGCCUGGCAUGUGCAUAAAAGAAACCUUGACAGUUGGAAUUAGAUAUAAGAGUAAACCAUACUGCCACUGCCCGGGCAAAAUUUCCCUCAGAGCACUCCUUAUGGCGUAUGCCCGUCUUCAUUAGCUCAGUCGGAGCAGAAAAGUAGGACGUUAAAUAUCAUUUCAUUUUAUUUUCAUUUCAUUUUUUCUUUAUCAAGUAAUUGAUACUAAAUGCCAGUCAAAGAAAUCCUGAACAUGCCUGGGUUUAAAAAACAUCCUGAAAUACCUUGAUCCAUAUUUUGGAUUUUAGGUGACUAAUUCCACAUAAGUUAGAUGGAUGAGUCUGAAUUUCAGAUAUUUUACUGCUUUAUGAUCAGUAGACCAAUCUCAUCCCUCUCACAAAGACAAAAGUUGUAGAGCUGUUUGCCAACAUAUAUAACAUGUACAUUAUUAGUUCAUACCCAAUCUAUCAACUAGAUAUUGUUCUGUAGAUAACAUACCAUGGUUAACGUACUCUUUUAUGAUUAGCAGACCAAUCUUAUCCCUCUCACUAAGACAAAAAAUGCAGAGCUGUUUGCUAAUAUAUAUAUUCUUAACAUGUACAUUCUCAGUUAAUACCUAAUGUGUCAACUAAAUGUAUAUUAACAUUCUUAUGCAAAUCAUCAACUAGAUAUUGUACUUUAGAUAAAGUACCUAACUCACAUGCCGCUAUGUAUAAUGAGGUAUAAGAAUGAGUUAAUAUUGGUAUGUACUUCACACUGUAUAGACAGAAUGGUUACUGACUAGAUAUUGUAUUUUAUCUACAUGACUUACAUGUGGUUUAAAAGUUGUUUUGAGAUGGAUACUUACUCCAUUUGAAUAGACAGAAUGGUUACUGACUAGAUAUUGUAUUUUAUCUACAUGACUUACAUGUGGUUUAAAAGUUGUUUUGAGAUGGAUACUUACUCCAUUUGAAUAGACAGAAUGGUUACUGACUAGAUAUUGUAUUUUAUCUACAUGACUUACAUGUGGUUUAAAAGUUGUUUUGAGAUGGAUACUUACUCCAUUUGAAUAGACAGAAUGGUUACUGACUAGAUAUUGUAUUUUAUCUACAUGACUUACAUGUGGUUUAAAAAAAACUUUCUGUAUAUUAACAUUCAUAUGUAAAUCAUCAACUAGAUAUUGUACUUUAGAUAAAGUACCUUCCUCACAUGUAUAUUAACAUUCAUAUCUACACGACUUACAUGUUAAAUAACUCUGUGCUUUUAAACACCUUCUGUAUGUUAACAUUCAUAUGUAAACAAUCAACUAGAUAUUGUACUUUAGAUAAAGUACCUAACUUACAUGCAUCGUUGGAUUCUUACUACUCUAUUUAGUGUUAAUAUCCGCAUUGUUACUGACUAAAUAUUGUAUUUUAUCUACACGACUUACAUGUUAAAUAACUCUGUGCUUUAAAACACCUUCUGAACAUUCAUAUGUAGGCUAAACAAUCAACUAGAUAUUGUACUUUAGAUAAAGUACCUUCCUCACAUGCUGCGCUGUAUUCUUACUGUCUUUAGUGUUAAUAUCCGCAUUGUUACUAACUAGAUAUUUUAUUUUAUCUACAUGACUUACAUGUUAUCUACAACAGUGAAAUAACGGUGUACGGUUGCUAUAACCUGUUGUAUUAACACUCAUGUGUAAAUCAUCAACUAGAUAUUGUACUUUAGAUAAAGUACCUUCCUCACAUGCUGCGCUGUAUUCUUACUGUCUUUAGUGUUAAUAUCCGCAUUGUUACUAACUAGAUAUUUUAUUUUAUCUACAUGACUUACAUGUUAUCUACAACAGUGAAAUAACGGUGUACGGUUGCUAUAACCUGUUGUAUUAACACUCAUGUGUAAAUCAUCAACUAGAUAUUGUACUUUAGAUAAAGUACCUUCUAGACAUGCCAUGUGUUGUAUUGUACGAACCGUACAAUAACACCUUUAUUGAAAAAAAAUACUUAUAAUUUCUUUAUUCUUAUUAUGUACAUCUACAUGCAAACAAUCAACUAGAUAUUGUACUCUAGAUAAAGUACUAAACAUACAUGCUACAUGUGGUAUUUUAUGAUUAUAACCUGAAAUAGGAGGAUUUAGCUUUAAUAUAUUUUAUCUUUUCAUCUGAUUCAGUGUCUGAUAACCUACAAUAAUCUAGAGGUGUUUGACCAUCUUCUCUCUUAACAUUUACAUCUAGAUGUUAAUUAUCAACUAGAUAUUGUACUCUAGGUAAAGUACCACGCAUACAUGUACAUCUAGAUGUUAAUUAUCAACUAGAUAUUGUACUCUAGAUAAAGUACCACAUAGUAUUGUAUUAUUAUUUCAAUGAUAUAUAGUAAUUGAACCGGGAUAUAUACAGGUCGCAAUUCUAUGGAAUACCAUUUUCCUGAAGCAACGACUGCAAGUUUUACAACAUCUGGACGUUGCUAUAUUACUUUAUAAUUCCCGAACUUUUAGCUACGUUAUCUGCAGACACGUAAACAGUAGUGUCCAAUCAGAGGUUGUGACAUAGCGACCUCCACGGAAACCUUGACAUUGAACGAACCUUGAGCUUUGCAACUCGAUUAUCACAUGUAGACAUUUCAGAUGAAGAACGUGAAAUAUGGUAUUGGCGAUGAUGAUUGGGCGAAUACCCAAUCGAAAUUAGUGCCGAAAUAUGCAGGGUAUUACGUGACGACCUUGAUAAGAUGUACAUAGUUAAAGCUAGAUCAAGCCUUCUAUUGAAGAUGAUGGAAUACAUGUGCUGUUCAUUAUUGAGCGACAUUUCACUGCUUGAUAAAGGCAAGUGAAGCCUAAUUAAAACAUCAUUCAGUAAUAACCAGUAAUUGUAUUCCUCAGAAUUGUUCCCUGUAUAUAAGAUUGUAUUAUUAAAACUAUCGAUACCUGUCCACAGAUUUCCCCCCAAAAAACUUUUAUUAUCAAAAAAAAAAUUCACACCUAAAUAUAUAUUAUGACAUUUCAAUUUUAAAUUUCAAAUUAACAGAAAUUUAUUAAUAGUUUGCGUGAGUUCUUCUCUAAGAUCAAAAUAUUGUACUGCUUGGGUAGGAACAUCUUUUUUGCUCUCGGGCCAUCCAUUGAGUAUAAGAGUUUUUAACUUCUUGUAAUGCUGUAUCUUUCCACGUUUCACUGGCUAUUUGAUCAUGACAACUAUUAGCUAAAGUAUCUACUAUACAAACCAUUAGUUCUUCGUCUUCCAUCUCUGGAUCUGUUUUAUUUUCUGACAACCGUUUUAAGCAAUCGGCUAAUCCAAUAGAUUUGCCUUUUGUAUAAUUUAAAGUAAAAUGAUAUGGAUGUAAUUUUAACAUCAUUCUCUGAAUUCUCAUCUGAAUCGGUUUUCGAAAUAAACGCUCUAAUGGUUUCUGAUCACUUUCAAUUCUAACAUCUUUCUUCCCAUAUAUCAACUUGUGAAAUCUGGAGCAUCCAAAAACUACAGCUAACAUUUCUUUCACUAUCUGAACAUACUUUUGUUCUGUUACCGUUAAUGAUCUGGAUGCAUAUGCAAUUAUUCCAUCUUCUUGUAUAAUUGCUGCUCCUUAUGCUUUGGUUGAUGCAUCUACACUAAGUAAAACUGGUUUGGUCAAACCGUAAUAUUCAGACUGGCGCUGAAAUUAAGGCUUGCUUGAUUUUUUUUCAUAUGCGUCUUUUUCAUCUGAACCCCAUGUCCAUUCUGGGUUGGUUUUCAAUUCGCGUAAUGGCGCAUUUAUAUGGCUUAAAUUUGUUCCAAAUUUAGAAACAUAGGCAAUCAUGCCCAUAACGGUUUCUAACUCGUAUAUGGUUUUCUGGAUCUUUUUUGAUUAACGAUGGAAUCGAUGCGUGUAGGUAAUGGUUUCAAUCCCUUUUGCGUUAGUAUAUGUCCUAAGUAAUUUACUUCUGUUUGCCCUAAUUUGGUUUCUGUGGACUGAAAUUUAAAUUAUGUUCAAGUCUAUUGUUAUGUUCUUCAAUGAUUGUACCAUGUACUAAAACAUCAUCCAUCAUGAUUUUUACAUCAUUUAAAUCUCCAAAAAGUUAUUGCAUCGCUCUCUGAAAUACUCUAGGUGCACUACUGAUUCCCAAAGGCAUUUGAAGAUGUCUAUAUCUACCAAAAGGUGUAUUAAAAGUUGUAUAUUUUGAACUAUUAUCUGAUAAUUUAAUUUGGUAAAAACCCAUAUUUGCAUCUAAAACACUAAAAUAUUUGCUGCCUUUUAAUUUUGUAACAAUAUCAUCAAUAUAAUUUAAAGGAAAAGCUAUAGGACAUUACAGAAUGGUUACUGACUAGAUAUUUUAUUUUAUCUACAUGACUUACAUGUUAAAUAACUCUGUGCUUUUAAAAACCUGUCUGUAUAUUAACAUUCAUAUGUAAACAAUCAACUAGAUAUUGUACUUUAGAUAAAGUACCUUCCUCACAUGCCGCCUUGUAUUCUUACUACUAUCUCGAGUGUUAAUAUCAGAUUCUUUACUGACUAGAUAUUUUAUUUUAUCUACAUGACUUACACCUGAUUUACAACAGUGAAAUAACUGUGUGUGGUUUAAAAAAAAACUUUCUGUAUAUGAACAUUUAUGUGUAAACAAUCAACUAGAUAUUGUACUGUAGAUAAAAUACCUUCUAGACAUGCCACGUGUUGUAUUGUACGAACCGUACAAUAACACCUGUAUUGAAAAAAAAUACUUAUAAUUUCUUUAUUCUUAUUAUGUACAUCUAGAUGCAAACAAUCAACUAGAUAUUGUACUGUAGAUAAAAUACCUUCUAGACAUCCCUCGUGUUGUAUUGUACGAACCGUACAAUAACACCUUUAUUGAAAAAAAAUACUUAUAAUUUCUUUAUUCUUAUUAUGUACAUCUAGAUGCAAACAAUCAACUAGAUAUUGUACUCUAGAUAAAGUACUAAACAUACAUGCUACAUGUGGUAUUGUAUGAUUAUAACGCGAAAUAGGAGGAUUUAGCUUUAAUAUAUUUUAUCUUUUCAUCUGAUUCAGUGAAUGAUCCCCUACAAUAAUCUAGAGGUGUUUGACCAUCUUUAUUCUUAUUAUGCACAUCUAGAUGCAAACAAUCAACUAGAUAUUGUACUCUAGGUAAAGUACCACGCAUACAUGUACAUCUAGAUGUUAAUUAUUAUACUCUAGAUAAAGUACCACAUAGUGUUGUAUUAUUCUUUCAGUGAUAUAUAGUAAUUAAACUGGAAUAUAAACAGGUCACAAUUCUAUGGAAUACAAUUACUGCUCAUUACUGAGCGACGCUUCACUGCUUGAUCAAGCCUAAUCAAAACGUAGCUCAGUAAUAAGCAGUAAUUGUAUUUCAUAGAAUUGUGGCCUGUAUAUGGGAUUAUGUUAUUAUUAAGGUCGCUACCUAUCCAUAGAUUUUCCCCCAAAAAAACUUUUAUUAUAAAAAAAAAUUAAUUUUGCUGAUAACAACACAUUUUUAUGUUGUUUCUUUUUUUUUUCAUAUGUAUAGAUGAUUAAAAUUUCCUGAACUUUACUCUUUUUUUUUUGAUAUUUCUGAAAAAAAAAAUGUAAAUUAUUACAGCAUAAAAAAAAAUUAUAAUCACAUUAGCCCAAUUCUAAAACAUUUACUCUGGUUACCUAUUUCUUAUAGAAUUGAUUAAAUGUUUGAACAACUUAGCACCUGUUUAUUUAUCUGAACUCUUAAAUAUGUAUGCAUCAUGGCCAUGUUUAAGUUCUUCAGAUGAUAUUUUUCUUUAAAGUCCAAACCUUUACAUUUUUGGUAAAGAUCUUUUAGUGUUCAGGCACCUGAUUUAUGGUGUAAGUUAACCAUAUGACAUCAUCUCCUGUUAUAAAUGUUAAGAGACCUACUUUUAAGAACAAAAUCAAAAAUCAUUUAUUCCUUCAAUCUUUUAAGAUAAACAUGCAUAUAUAUAUAUAUAUUGCAGUUUACAUCGAUUCUUGUGUUGUCUUAGUAUUUUCAAAUCCUUGAUGAUGCAGCUACCAAAGCAAUGUUUUGUUCCACACGUGUAUCAUGUAGCACCAUGGGUCUUUGUAGCACCAUGGGCCUUUCUGUCAGACGUGGAGAGCGGGAGAUGUCAGACCGGUCACCACAUCUUACAUACGACCCAUGCAUCUUUUCUUACUAAAUAUUUCUGCAGCCUUGUGGUCGUCUAGAAUUUGUCUCUAGCUGUCUUUGCUUCUCCUUCACGUUGUGGGUUUGCUUCUUACUGCUUUCUUAAGACGUUUGCCUUCCCCAGUUAUAACAAUGCAACAUUUUAUAUAGCAUAGCCGAAUAUAUGUAUACAAGCAUAGCACAGAUUACAAUACUAGCUAAAACCAUUUCUCCACCCUAGCCAGCCUCGCGGCUGUCUAGGAACUCAGAUGGAACCUCUCUGGAAUCUAAUGGAGUUCUGUUUCAAAUAAAUAUCUUAUAUAGCACUCACGUAUAUCGCGCAUAACAGAGCGUGUUCAUGGCCAUGAACUUGUGUAAUUAACAAAAUGAUUGGUUUAAUUAAACCCAAUGACGCAAUAGUACUUUUCCUUUCACACGUGCUCUCUGUGGUAUUUUAUAGACACAUAUUUUGGCUAAAUAACUCUUUUUUUUAUAUAACAAUAUGUCAUUUAUAUAUACCCUAAGUUGAUUUAAGUACACACUAUAUAUAAUAUAUUUGUGAAUAUGUUUGAAACUCCUAACUUGCCAAAUAUAUUAAUUAAUGAAAUAUACAGCUAUCUUAUUUCUCUAUUCUUUGUCUAUACAUUUAAAAACAAUGUCGCCACGACGAUAUUGCUACAUCUUUUGUCAGACGUGGAAAGCGGGCACACCCUAAAACCGGUCGCCACAUCCUACGUAUGACCCAUGCAUUCUUUUCUUACUACAUAUCUUAGUAGCCUUGUGAUCGUCUAGUAAUUUCACUUACCGUCUUUUGCUUCCCCUUCACGUUGUGUAUUCUCUUCUUCUUAUCUAUGUCAGUAAGUUAAGACUUUUGUCUUGCCAGGAAUAACAAUGCAACAGUUCCUUUUUACAUUUUAUAUAUUAAGCUGGUUACAUAUGGUACAAUGCAUAAUAUAAUAAAGUCAUUCUCUCAAACCCCAUCCAGCCAGACUCGCCCCGAUUUUGCUAUAUCAUAUGGUCUAGGAACUCAUAUGUAAUCUACGGAAUCUAAUGAAAAUCUGCCUUAAAGGCUUGCCAGGAUUUCUUUUAUAGCACCCAUAUGGACACCACACACAGACUAAUCUAUUCAUGACCCUGGACCUGUGCAAUUACUGAGAUGAUCGGUUACUUAAGUCAAAUAAUGCAAUUAAUAAAUUUCCAAUCACGUGUGAUCUGGUGAUUUUUUUCUUGACACAUAAAACAGCUAUGUUUUGAUUCUAUAACUCUUUUUAUAUGUCAACCUGUCACUCAUUUUUAGUACAAUUAGCCAAAGACAUUAAUUAAUACAAUAUAAUGCCAUCAUUAUAGAGAAAUUCUAGCAAUAUUGCUACAAUCAACUAGCUUUACAAAUUCAUUCACAACUGGUUGUAGUGUACUAAAAUUGGGUCUCUGCAAAGCAGAGAAGAAUUUUGUAAAUUGUAACACCGUACAUGUAUGUCUUUUGUAUGUAUUUAUAUUGAAAGCAAAAAUGUAAUAAAAAUUACUGAAAAAAACUAACAGAUAUUUUUAUUUAUUUUUUUAUUUUUUUUUUUUUUUGGUGGAAAAAAUGUAUGGUUAAUAAAUUAAAAUAAAACAUUGGCGGAAACAAAUGGAACCCAGAGUGAGCACUGGGCAUAUAUGUUGCAAUUUAUAUAGAUUCUUGUGUUGUCUUAGUAUUGUAAAGUAUAGGUAUAUGUGGAAGGGUGGCUAUAACAAUCUUUUGUAAAAAUAAAUAAAUGGAAGAUAAAAUUAAAAAACUUAUGAUAUUGUCAUUAAUGGUCAUCAUUCCGAUGAGACGAAAACCCGAGGUCCCGUCUAUACA
Molecule: messenger RNA, 9380 nt
Organism: Patella vulgata (common limpet)
Lineage: Eukaryota; Metazoa; Mollusca; Gastropoda; Patellidae
Product: TBC1 domain family member 7
Exons: 6
Coding region: 77-1000 (307 amino acids)
Biological process (GO): negative regulation of TOR signaling; activation of GTPase activity
Molecular function (GO): GTPase activator activity
Source: RefSeq, a predicted model, not a curated record